Molecule: messenger RNA, 3143 nt
Organism: Carica papaya (papaya)
Lineage: Eukaryota; Viridiplantae; Streptophyta; Magnoliopsida; Brassicales; Caricaceae
Product: putative pumilio homolog 7, chloroplastic
Biological process (GO): post-transcriptional regulation of gene expression
Cellular component (GO): cytoplasm
Molecular function (GO): mRNA binding
Source: RefSeq, a predicted model, not a curated record
UACACCGUCUUCUCCUCUCCAGCUUUAAUGGCGUGAGAGACCGUAUACGUGGUGUGAAUACCUACGGUUCCUCACUAAAAAAACCGUAUGCAAUCCUUCAAUCUUUGCAUGCUUCACCAAACUACACAAAAAAAGAAAACCCAAAACCUGAAUCACUUGUUUGCUUUGUUCUUCUUCACUCCAUGCAAAUUGAAAAUACUCCCAUCACCCAAAGACACCGCCCUUUUCUUCUUCUUCUUCUUCUUCUUCUUCUCGAUAUUUAUCUAUCUCGAUUCUUGAGUGCAGACCCAACUGUGAAUCUUCAUCUGAUAUGAAAUAUUUCGUUUCUUUCAAUCUGAUGUGGGUUUUCUGAUUCUGGGAUUGCUUUGAUUGUUUCUGUGUCUUCUUUUUUUUUACACCUUUCUUCUUUUGUUUUGAUUUUGGGGGAGUUGUGAUUGAGGAGAGUGGUGGAGGAAACAUGAAGGGUGAUGAGGAGCUUGAAAUGUUGUUGGAUGAGAUCCCUCAUGCCACAUCGCAUAAUCUGCAUCGUCUUCAUCAUCGUCAUCAUCAUCCUCAUCAUCAUACCUCUCAGCACCAUCAUCAACAUGAUGUUAACAGUCAUGUUUAUGAUGCUCCUGUCACUGCUUCAUUUGCCGCCACCAGGACAACUCGUGGCGGGAAUGAUGAUGAGCAAUCGAGGCAUUAUAAGUAUGCAUGUGCUUCGCCCGUAAGUGGUUUCUCUUUACAAUCAGAUGGUUCUUCUUCCAGUUUGUUCUCUGCCGGUCAUUCUUUCUCUGACAAUGGAUCACCAACUCCUCCCCCACUGGAGGAUUCCCUUAAAUCUCAUAUGCCCUAUGCUGCUUCUCAUUGCCCAGACGGAUUAUGGAUGGAUUCGAAAUUACCAGAUUCACUGGUUGGGAAAAAAGCCAAUGAGAGCGUGAUUGAUGAACUGAGUCUUUGCAGAAAUCUCAAUAAAAUGUACAUUACCAGGGAACAAGAGGAUUAUACUUUAAGGGAUUUUUCACUCAACUCCAAUGGGGUUCACUUUAACGAUCAAAUCAACUUUGAUGCAUACAGGACUCCCGCUAAUCUGAAGAAAGCGUAUGCUGAUCAUGUGAGAAUUCAGUCUCUACCUGAAGAAAAGAUGAAGAGUUUUCAUGGCGAGAUGAGUACGGCAUUGUCUGGAUUACAGGAGGAUUAUAAAGUAAAUAGUCCAUUAGGUUCACGAUUUUCCUCUGCUUUGUUUCCUAACAAGGAAUUGAAUUGUUGCAAUGGCCAAAUUGGUUCUAUAUGGCACAGAACAAAUGAGCAAACUAGUAACUAUCACCACCACAGAGGGAGUCCGGUUUCCAAUUUGAGUUCUUCAUUAGGCAGAAUUUCCGUGGCCGAUGCUUUGCUCUAUUCACAGCGAAAUGGAAUGAACUGGAAUGAAGAAACAGGUGGUUUAUUGAAUGUCCCAAUUUCUCCUCGGUUGACUCAACAAGGGCCUCAUUUGAAUGUUGAAAGUCUGAGACAAUAUGGCGUGCCUUUAUUUAAUGGCAGGGCUAAAGCACCUCCGAACAUCAAGUUCUCACGAGCAGACUUUGAUGCUUUUAAUGGUGAGGGCAGCUUCAUAAUUCAAGGAGAGGGUUUCAAUUACGUCACCAACAAGGGAGUUGAGUUUCCGAGGGUUUCAAACAGGGCUGCCUUGAACGAAAUUGGCAUGAGUAGGCGUCCAGAAAGGAGGUCACAGCUUAAUAACCAGUCUCAAAUGGCAGGAAUUUAUGCAAAUGCUCGUAGUGCCAAGUCUCUGCCAUUUAGAUGUAACUACUUGGCAGAAACUCGUGGGAAUAUCUACUUUAUAGCAAAGGAUCAACAUGGCUGCCGAUUCUUGCAGAAAGUGUUUGAUGAAGGCACCAAACAAGAUGUGCAGCUAAUAUUCAAUGAGAUAAUUGAUCAUGUGGUUGAGCUUAUGAUGAAUCCAUUCGGGAAUUAUCUUAUGCAGAAGUUAUUGGACGUGUGUACUGAGGAACAGAAAAUGCACAUUCUGCUAAUGGUUACUGAAGAACCUGGACAGCUUGUUCAGAUUUCUCUGAACACUCAUGGCACUCGGGUGGUGCAGAAGUUGAUUGAGACUCUCAAGACUAGGCAGCAGAUUUCACUAGUUAUAUCAGCUCUUGAACCGGGGUUUCUUGCUCUCAUCAAGGAUCUGAAUGGGAAUCAUGUUGUGCAGCGAUGCUUGCAAUGCCUUAGCAAUGAAGAUAACAAGUUUAUUUUUGUUUCUGCUGCAAAAUACUGUGUUGACAUUGCAACACAUCAGCAUGGCUGUUGUGUUCUUCAGCGCUGUAUCAGUCAUUCAAAUGGCCAGUAUCGAGAACACUUGGUUGCUGAAAUAUCAAAUAGUGGACUUCUGCUUGCUGAAGAUCCAUAUGGAAAUUAUGUUGUGCAGUUUAUCCUGGAGUUAAAGAUCCCAUCUGCUACGUCAAAUUUGAUUUCCCAAUUUGAAGGAAACUAUGUGCACCUGUCCACGCAGAAGUUCAGCAGCCAUGUGGUUGAAAGGUGCCUUCAAGUUUUUAAUAAUGAUGGCCGGUCGCAAAUCAUCCAUGAAUUGCUCUCUGUUUCUCAUUUUGAGCAGUUGCUUCAAGACCCACAUGCAAACUAUGUUAUUCAAGCAGGUCUUCGAUAUUCUGAGGGUUCUCUGUACAAUUUACUUGUUGAAACAAUCGAAGUCCAUAGAGCAGUCGCAAGAAACAGCCCCUACUCAAAGAGGAUUUUCUCUCAGAAGCUUCUGAAGAAGUGAUCUGCUUUCUCUCGCAGCCCCCCUUGGCCCUGUUGUUGUUUUGUGUUAAUACUAGCCUCUUUUCCACAAACUGAUACAAUUAUUAUGUAUCUACUACGAAAGUAGAUUCCACCAGGAAAUUAGCAGUCUGGUAAUGGAAAAAUUUUGUCUUUGCGAGGCCGCAUUUGAAAAUAGCUUCUCUGUGGUCUGUAAAAGAUGAAGCAAAUUUUGCUCCCACUAGUUUAAAUUUUUGGAUCUUGCGGGUAUUUGGUAGCUUGAAUUCUCACUGUAUGAUGAUUGUACAGUGUAUAGAAUGUAGGAUUCAAUUUCUGUUGCUGUACCAUAAAAUGUGGAUGCUUUCUCAAUAAUGUUUCCAUGCCAGUGAAAUUGAUGAUGAUUGGCCAAA